Molecule: messenger RNA, 1902 nt
Organism: Medioppia subpectinata
Lineage: Eukaryota; Metazoa; Arthropoda; Arachnida; Sarcoptiformes; Oppiidae
Source: the annotation of a GenBank genome assembly
AUGGGAUAUCACUUCAAAUUAAAGCACAUUUGGCGUAUAAUAUAUAAUAUUUUCAAUGAAUAUAUGGUAAAUUUUUUUGGUUGGCGCCGACGGGUUACCAGUGAUAAGAAACUUAAUGGACAGGUAGUUGUAAUUACCGGCGCUAACACUGGCAUCGGUAAAGAAACUGCAUAUCAACUCACACUAAGAGAGGCUAAGGUUUAUAUUUUGUGUCGGGAUCUAAAGAAAGGCGAAGCGGCCGUCAAUGAUAUCCUAUCAUUGAAUCCAAAGGCAAAUAUAAAACUACUUUCGCUGGACUUGUCUUCACUCAAAUCUGUCCGCAAAUGUGUGGAAGAGUUGUCGGGUUUGGAGACAAAAGUCGAUAUACUUAUCAAUAACGCCGGCGUUGCUCUCUGUCCGGAGUGGACAACGGCUGAUGGGUUUGAAAUGCAGUUUGGCACUAAUCACUUAGGUCAUUUCUUAUUUACACUACAUUUAAUUCCAAUGUUAAAGAACGCACCUGCAGCUCGUAUAAUAACCGUAUCUUCAGGCAUACACCUAUUUGGCCAAAUCCACCUUGAUAAUGUAAACCUCCGAAAUGGUACAUACAAUCCAUUCUUCUCGUACGCUCAGAGCAAACUCGCAAAUGUGUUGUUCAGCCGAGAAUUGGCCAAAAGGCUCCGCUAUUCAAACAUAAGUACCUAUAGUCUGACUCCCGGAGUGGUAAACACUGACCUGAGCCGUCACGUGGGCACGUCUGAGCCACGGGAGGGGUCGGUAUCGACCGAGAGUGGUUGGUUAAAGCGCAGGUUUUUUCUAACACCAUUGAUGGGAUCUCAGACCACACUCUACUGCGCUCUCGACGAUAAACUCGCAAAUGAAUCGGGAUUUUAUUAUAAACUACUUUCGCUGGACUUGUCUUCACUCACAUCUGUCCGCAAAUGUGUGGAAGAGUUGUCGGAUUUGGAGACAAAAGUCGAUAUACUUAUUAAUAACGCCGGAGUUAUGGCCUGUCCUGAGUGGCAAACGGAGGAUGGGUUUGAAAUGCAGUUUGGCACUAAUCACCUAGGUCAUUUUCUACUAACCAUGCACCUAUUACCAUUAUUACGAAGCUCGCCAGCAGCUCGUAUAAUCAAUGUUUCAUCGAGCAUGCAUUUAAUGGGCGAAAUAAACCUUGAUAACAUAAACUUACAACACGGUGUUUACGACCCAACCAAAGCGUACGCUCAGAGUAAACUGGCCAACGUAUUAUUCACCAGAGAAUUGGCCAAACGACUGGACAAAACCAAUGUUAACAUCUAUAGCCUAAACCCCGGUGCCAUCAGUACAGACCUGCAACGACACACCACAUUCAGCGACGGCUUUUUCAAACGCAACUUUUUCCUAAAACCCUGUUUGGGAUCUCAGACCACACUCUACUGCGCUCUCGACGAGUCGGUGGCCAAUGAAUCCGGUUUUUAUUACGAGUCCGUUAUAGUCGAGAUUAAUUGUCAUCGAGUGGACAGUAUGGUAGCCGAAGCCAUGGAUGACUCGACGGCCCGUAAAUUGUGGUCUUUGAGCGUCGAUUUGUCUGCUAUUCCGUUAACCACCAAGGAAGAUCUUAAAGCCUAUGGCCGUCGGGUUGCGAUACAUUCAAUACUUGCCGCCAUAGUCAUGAUUACAGCGGGUGUGAUAAUAUAUUUGGGAACAUUUGACAAUGGUAAAUAUCACGACAAAACCCGGAUCAAUCUCACCGAUGCUGGCGCUCAGCUCAAGUAUGUUUGCCGACACCAAACACCUGCCCUCUUAUGGCUAUUCCUGUCGAUGCUUUGGGUGAUAUCGAAACGGAUCGGCACCCGAGCGAUGAUACCCUGUUCAGGUAGCGAGGAUUUGACCGAGCUGGCCAAGAUGCAUUUUCUAAACACCCUGGAACAAUUCAUUAUG